GAGUUCAAGGAGGCAGGGCGCGAAUUCCGGCAGGACGUCUACAGCUACAACGACUGGCGAUGGCAUCGCGAGUCGGGCCAUAUCGCGAGCGCAAUAUCGUCGGUUUUCACUUCCGGGGUCGGUAAGGCCAUGUGGAGGGAGACCUUCUUCGUCAUCGCCACUGCCGCCGCUGUUUACCUGUACAACAUCGGCGUGCCCGUGCUGGCUGCCAAGACCGCGGCGUCGCUGCCCAUCGUGGCCGCCCUUCUCGGCCGGCUGCCGCUCCUCCACCUCUCCCUCCUCCCGCUCACCCUCUCGUCGCCCGCCCUCUUCCUGCUGCUGGUCUUCCGGACAAACAACUCGUACGACAGGUGGUGGGAGGCGCGUAAGGUCUGGGGCGGCGUCAUCAAUGCGUCCCGCGACCUCGCUCGCCAGGCCCUGGCCCUCGUGCGCGACGCGGAGCUGAAGAAGCUCAUGGUCUCGCAGAUCGCCUCGUAUGCGCGCGUCCUCAAGUACCAUCUGGGCCCGCCCACUCCUGAGGCGAGGGACCUGUUGCGGAACGAGCUCGUCGACAACCGCUUGCCGGCCGACCAGGUCCGGGUCAUUAUGGAGGCGAAGCAUAAGCCGAUGGCGCUGCUCGGGCUCGUCUCUGCUAGCCUGCAUGACUCGGGGCGGACCGGCCUCGACACGGUCCAGGCCUCCAAGCUCGAUCAGACUCUCUCGCUGCUGACGGACUACCUGGGCAAGUGCGAGAGGAUCGUCAAGACCCCACUGCCGCUGGUCUACACGCGCCACACCGCCCGGUUCCUCUCUUGGUGGCUGCUCUUUUUGCCAGUCUGCCUGUACAAUCAGCUUCGGGCAAACUGGAUGAUCGUCCCGGUCUCGGGCCUCAUCGGAUUCUUCUUGGUGGGCAUCGAGGACCUCGGCAACCAAAUCGAGGAGCCCUUCUCCAUCUUGCCGCUCACCGCCAUGGGCACCGGGAUCCAGCAGUCGAUUUUCGAGGCCCUU
Molecule: messenger RNA, 987 nt
Organism: Emiliania huxleyi CCMP1516
Lineage: Eukaryota; Haptophyta; Isochrysidales; Noelaerhabdaceae
Exons: 1
Molecular function (GO): chloride channel activity
Source: RefSeq, a predicted model, not a curated record